GUCAUGAAUGCGAAGGGAAGGUGCUGGUUACUGGUACUGCAGUACGUUGACCUUAUCUGCAUUCGAAAAUCUUGAGCGACAGUGGACCCUGCUUCAGCUGAAUCAAGUUUGUAGUCCUAGCACUGGCAGCUCGACUCCCUUCACAUUUCCUUCACAAGCUCCUGGGGCCAGGAAAGUGUUGCACAUUCACACUCUGAAAGGACGCCUCCUCUGUCCUUCUCCAGUGCAGAGCAUUGCCCUUUAGCUGCAUAUUGAAAUUUCUCAAUGGCGCCACUUCCUGAUUGGGUCCCAAAGGCAGACGACCUCGAAUAUGGCCACAAGCGAGUGUUGGCCAUUGACGGUGGCGGUAUUCGUGGGAUCCUUGUCGGGGUGGUCCUGGAGUACUUGGAACAGGCCAUCUUGGAAGUGUUGAAGGAGGACAAGAAGCACGCCAAUCUCACACGACAGGAUAUCUACUUGGCAGAUUACUUUGACAUCAUUGCUGGAACAUCUACCGGCGGGCUUCUGGCUCUCUAUCUGGCGGCGCGGGGAGACACUUAUGACGAGUUGGGCGACAUGGGGAGGCUGGGGCUAGAGAGGGAAAUGCGGGAAGAGCCCAACAAUCCAAAGCAUCACAGGAAGGGAGGAGCGACUGCAGCUCUGCAAAUGUACCGAGCAAAUGCUACGAAAAUCUUCAAGAAGAAGGUGCCUGGCUGGAUCCCUGGAGUCGAGGCAAUCAACAACGCCCUCUGUGGUUCCAAGUACGGCUGGAAAGGUAUCGAGGGGGUUUUGCGCGAGGUCUUUGGGGACGACGAGGGGCGGAAUCCCAUGCUCAAGCUGACGGACCUGACGGGCUCGGUACUGAUUCCCAGCUUCGAAACCAAGAAGACCUCCCCCUUCACCUUCUCCUACAACAAGUACACUGGCCGGUCCGGCUUCACUUACAUGGCCAACGACCCUGUGGGCCGCUACGGGGCGGACGAGCUGCGCAACUUCAAGGCGGACUUCCCCCUCUGGCAGGUGGCACGCGCCACGUCAGCAGCACCCACCUUCUUCCCAGUCGCUAUCGUGAGCCCCUAUGGGGAUCCCCCAGUCAACAAAGAAGGCGUGAAGCCCCCUGAGUUUCCAUACGAGCUGAUCGACGGGGGAGUGGUUGCCAACGACCCCGCCUUUCAGGCCGUCUUGGUCCAGGCCCGCAUGUACGGCGCGCACCUGAAGGAGAAAAAUGCUAUGAACGCCGAUGAUUGGCUGCUGCCCACAGACUUCGCGGUCUUGUCACUUGGGACCGGCACCGUCAAGUCGGCGGCUAACCAGGGGCGGGGGGCACAGCUGUCAAUCGUGGCUGACCUCGUCACCAAGGUCCUGAUGAGCGGCGCAUCCGAUCUAGUUCACAGCUACUUCAUGGCAAUGAUGGGCAACCUCCCAAAGGGCUCGGAGGGCCGUGACCAGUUCGAGCGCAACCCACCGUGCCCUUAUCUGCGCAUCCAAAAGACGGACACCAGCACCGACGACCCGAAAGAACUCGAAAAACUGGCGGACGACGUCCUCCGCAAAGCGCAGAAAGACGUGACGGCCGACGAGCGCAACACCUACAAGAAGUGCCUGAGUGCCAUGGAUGACGUCAGCGACAAGAACAUGGACAUGCUGGAGCAUAUCGGCGACUUCCUGGGGCGUUACUAUACCGGGCGGCCGCUGGGGGACAGGCUGGAGCGGCCCAACCUGCUGAAGAACUAUGUGCGGGAGUACCUGCUCGCCCCGAAGAAGAAGAAGAACUAAGUUAAGGGCGGGGUUUGAGGGAUGUUAGCGAUAGCAUGGGUUGCAUGUGUCUCCUGGCUCCUAAGGAGUUUGGUUUCUGUUUAUUUCGUUCGUUUUUAUUACGAGUAGUGCGACCACGUCAAUAGCGUUUCUUGGAACACCAGGCACCGUUAUCAAGGGACGAGUUUAUGGAGGUGAGUCGGCGGCAAGUUAGGCGAAGAGGGUAGCAGCCGUCGCAAGGAGCAGCCAGCUCGAUUCGGAAGCGGAUUGCGCCCCUUAAGGAUGUUUGGUGGGGUUCAAGUAGUCAGGGUCGUACUUUGAAGAGGGUUUUGUGUAGUCUUGUAGUCGAACUCCCGAGUUAGGCGACUCGAAGUGGAUUAGUUAGCAGCUUUUGCGCGAGAGCGAGCAGCUCGGCUAAUGCGACGGAUUGCGCCCCCGAGCUCAUCAGCGCUUGUAGGCCUGCGGGCACGAGCGUGCAAAUCGUUAGCGACAUCUUUGCACGUUAGAACACGGUUCUGAGCCAUUGACAAUGCUUUUGACUGUCGUUCGGAUCUCUAGCGCUGAAACUACAAGGAUCUAGAGUUUGCUUUAGAAAUCAGGAUUGGGUUGAAGCAGGGUUCUACAGGCAGCCUGAUGAGUGCGUGUCGGGCUGGCACCUUGAAAGUUUUGUUUAACCGUAAUGUUUUCAAAGUCAGUCGAACAGCCUAGCAGCUGAGGUUCGGAGCGGGGUUCGGAUUGCCUGGACAUGAUAAUGCAAGUAGGCUGUGCUAAAUCUGUCGUAUAGAUUGAAUUGCAUAGGUUUGAUUCACUUUAAGACAUUCAUUACCUCUAAUUAAGUAUUUCGAAGUGUUGUUUCCCUGGUGUACCAAUGUUCCGCUAAAUGGCAAAACGAUGUGGCUAC
This is a messenger RNA of Klebsormidium nitens, 2635 nucleotides long. NCBI's taxonomy places the organism in Eukaryota, Viridiplantae, Streptophyta, Klebsormidiophyceae, Klebsormidiales, Klebsormidiaceae. The record is from the annotation of a GenBank genome assembly.